Molecule: messenger RNA, 396 nt
Organism: Hibiscus syriacus
Lineage: Eukaryota; Viridiplantae; Streptophyta; Magnoliopsida; Malvales; Malvaceae
Product: fructose-1,6-bisphosphatase, chloroplastic-like
Exons: 2
Coding region: 1-396 (131 amino acids)
Biological process (GO): fructose 6-phosphate metabolic process; sucrose biosynthetic process; fructose 1,6-bisphosphate metabolic process
Cellular component (GO): cytosol; cytoplasm
Molecular function (GO): fructose 1,6-bisphosphate 1-phosphatase activity
Source: RefSeq, a predicted model, not a curated record
AUGGCCUCCACCGCCAGCCUCUCCUAUGCCAUGAUCUGUCCCUCUUCCCUCCGUUGCCAGUCCGUCACAGGCCUACACUCCUUUCCUAACUCUACGCAGUCUCUUUUCGGCCUCAAGCCCCAGAAAAGUUGUCAUCUUACAAUGGUUGCAUACAAAUUGAAGAAGUAUAUUGACGAUGUCAAAGACCCUGGUCCUAGUGGCAAGCCUUAUUCUGCUAAAUACAUUAGAAACUUGGUCGGAGACUUCUACCAGACACUGCUAUAUGGUGGAAUCUACGGUUAUCUCAGAAACAAAAAGAGCAAAAAUGGUAAGCUGAGGCUCCUGUAUGAGUGUGCACCGAUGAGCUUUAUUGUGGAACAAGCUGGUGGAAAAGGAUCUGCUGGGGUUUGGAUCUAA